UCCAAACUCAUGACCUUGGAGGACAGAUGCGGUUGCAAUGUCCUUGCGAGUCGUAUUUACAAUGCGUUAGGAUCCAUGGUAACCUUAUUAUUUCAUAUUCUGCGUAUAGUUUGAAGAUCAUCGUCUGAUCCAUGUUAGUCCCAGAAUAGUGAAUAAACUAGUAGAUUUCAUACGUUAUGGACCGAAGAAUAUGCAAGUUGUUUGUGAUUUUGAUCACACAUUGUCCAAAUACAUUCACAAUUCUGAGAAGGUUCCUGUUUGUCAUGAAUUGUUCAUGAAAAAUCCUAGAAUUCCUGAGACAUCUAGAUUACGGCUCAAAGAGCUUCUGGGCCUUUAUUUACCGCUUGAAACGUCUUGCGGCAUAUAUGAGUGCGAGAAGUUGUCACUCAUGAUGGAAUUUUGGAAAUUGGCCCAUAAAGCAUUGGUUGAUGGAAAUCUAUCUCGAAGUGAUAUUGAUGGUUGUGUUUUGGAAGGUGGAAUAGUCUUAAGGAAUAAUGCAACUGAUUUUGUAAAUAAGUUGGCUGAACUCAGCAUACCACUAAUUAUAUUCUCUGGAGGCAUAGGAAAUGUUAUAGAGACAGUUCUGACAUCGUCAGGUGUAUCCUUGGAAAAUGUUCGUGUUGUUUCAAAUUUUAUGGACUUCAAUCCUGAAGGUCGUUUGGUUGGAUUUCAAGAUCCUGUUAUUCAUUCUCUUAAUAAAAUGUAUAAUGUAAUACAAAAUUCUGAAUAUUUUGAAACCAUUCUGUCGAAAAGACUUUGCAUUCUGCUUAUUGGUGACUCAACUAAUGAUGCAAAGAUGAUUGAUGAUGGGGAAAAGUUUUCUUAUGAACAAGUUAUAGUUAUUCGUAUAGGAUUUUUAAAUGAAAAAGUAAGUAUUUUUAGGCUCAAUAUCCUUUUACAAAUCGAAUCUAUUCUUUUGUAAAUUUCUUGUGAACGUGGAUUUCAGCUAUUGAUAUUAAAACUGUCUGUAUCUAUAAUUUGAGAGAAGUAGUAAAAAAACGUUUGAUUUAAUUUCAUAGGAUUGUUGAAGUUCAUAUGUAAGAUAUCUUCAAAACUUCAGUAAUUCGAGAUAUGUUCCACUGAUACAUUGUAUUGAUGAUUCGAGACUGUAGUUAAAACAAUGUUCAGUUUUCGACUAAUCUGGUGUUAAAUCAAACAUGAAUAGAGACUCAUUCCUUUCAGAAUGACGAGAAAGUGGAAUUAUUCAGUUCAUUAUACGAUCUGGUUCUUUUGAAUGACGAGACAUUUGAUAUUCCUUUGUUUAUCUUAUCAUCUAUUGUUGAUUCUACUGAACUAUGUAAACAUGAGAGCAAGAAUGAGACCCCAAAUAUCUGACAAUAAUGCUUUUAAAGAAAUGAGUGUUUCUGAUAAAAACUGUAUUCUAAUUAUAAUAAAGUAUUUAAAUCCUUG
Schistosoma curassoni is the source of this 1410-nucleotide messenger RNA. The record is from the annotation of a GenBank genome assembly. NCBI's taxonomy places the organism in Eukaryota, Metazoa, Platyhelminthes, Trematoda, Strigeidida, Schistosomatidae.